Molecule: messenger RNA, 2970 nt
Organism: Closterium sp. Naga37s-1
Lineage: Eukaryota; Viridiplantae; Streptophyta; Zygnematophyceae; Desmidiales; Closteriaceae
Source: the annotation of a GenBank genome assembly
AUGCGAGAAGGCGGCUCCGGCGACUGUGCCAGUACUCGCGGCAGCUCUCACGACGACAGCGACGCCGCUACAGCCGCGCUGCCCCCGAGCCACAUGUUCUGCCGGCUGGAGUCCGUGGUACUACAGAUUGACGUCGAGACGCACGAGCUGCUAGCCACCAUGCAGCUACAGCCCAUCCAAGAGGCGGAGGCGGCGGAGGAGCAGGCGCGGGCAGCGUGCGCGGGCGCAGCGGCGAGCGGAAGCCGGGUGCUGUACGCGCGCACGGAGCAGGACCGCGUGUGCUGCAAGCGGCUGUCCACCAGCGACACGUCCACGCACGGCGGGUUCUCCAUCCCGCGCAAGGCCGCCGAGGCCUGUCUCCCCCACCUGGACAUGACGCAGUCGGUGCCAUCGCAGCGCAUCACGGCCACGGACGUGCUGGGCAACCAGUGGCUCUUCCGCCACGUGUACCGCGGCACGCCCAAGCGCCACCUGCUCACCACCGGCUGGAGCGCGCUCUCCGCCACCUGGGGCCUCGCUGCUGGCGACCGCAUCGUCUUCCUUAGGAACCGGCACGGCGCGCUCAAGGUGGCGGUGCGGCGCAGCGAGGCGGCCAUGGCGGCUUUGCAGGCGCAGCGCCAGGCGCGCCACGCUCAACGGUGUUCCCUUGACGUUGACCACGUGGGCGACCCCGCCGCCAUGGCGCCCGCCGCAGCCUCCCCAGGCCUAGCGGAGGUGGCGUCUGCUGAUGCUGUGCUGGCCGCCGCUGCUCGCUGCUACAGCCGCCGCACGGCCUUCUCUGUCACCUUCCACCCAUGGGUGAGCGCCUCAACGCCCUUCGUCAUCCCCCUCCCCGACUUCACACGCGGGCUGCACGUGAAGGCGGCGCUACAGCCGGGCAGCGAGGUGCGCCUCACGCUCGAGACCGACGACCUCGCCACGCGCCGCCUACGUGGCACCGUGCUCUCGCUGCACCACUCGCCCUCUGCCACGUGGCCCUCCUCGCCCUGGCGCUCCGUGCAGAUCAAGUGGGGCGACACGGACGGGGCAGUGAAGCCCACGCGCCUGUCCCCCUGGCUGCUUGACGACGCCCGCACCCUCGCCCAGCCCUGCUCCUCCUUCUACGUCACUUCUGGCUCCGCCCCCCUUUCCACCACCUUCGCCUCUGUGCCCCCUAUCGCCACCGUUGCUGCUGGCGCUGCCCUGCUGUCACACUCAGCUCCGCGCCCGCCGCCCCCGCUCUGCCUUCCGCCGUCUCUCUCCGCUCCUGCCGCUGCUGCUCCCAUGCAUCCUCCUCCUGAACAUGGACAGCAGCAGCAGCAGCAGCAGCAGCACUGCUUCUCUCCUCCUCCUGCCGGCACCACUUUGCCUGCAUCCAUGUCAAGUGCUGCUGCCACCCCUGCCGCCCCCCUCACAGCGGGACAGUAUGGAGAUGGGGCCAGCUGGGGCCCCACCCCUCUGCGCCUCUCCUCCACUGCCCCCCUCUCUCACACCCCCCUCACUUCCUUCCUCCCGAACCACUCCCUUCCUCCACGGCCCCUGCCUUCCGAACCUGGCCACGCCGAGCCUGAUGCGAUGGUUUGGUCGCAAGCCCAGCCUGCCAUGGAGUACAGCGGGUCUCGAGAGUCGGUUACAACCGCCACCCCUGCCACCGCUGCUACAGCCGCUGCCGGCCGUGCAUCUCCGGCUUUCCCUCGAACCCUCACUGCUCCUGGGGGCUUCACAGCCUAUGCACCGGACCGCACCGCCUAUGCCUCUCACGCCACUCCUGCUGGCACUGCUGCAGGCGCCCGGCAGGGCGGCGUGAAGAGGGAGCAGCAGGAGGGAGCGGUGCAUCUCACGCUCUCUCUCGGCCUCUCCGCCUCCACCACCUCGCCGCCCUCUGAUCACUCCUCCCCGAGCCUCAAGCGGCGCCGCACAACAGGCCUCGCCCUGCCUGUGCUGCGCCACGCGUGCCACUCCGAGUCGGAUGUCGCCCGCCUGCUGCGCGCCGAGCGACCCGAGAGGACGGACACGACGCUUGACAGCGACCUCGCCAUGCCGCCUGCAGGCACCUCUGCUGCUCAUGCUGGUGCAGCUGGUGUUGUGGUUGCCUCCCACGGCUGUCUCUUCACGCUGCCCUCUUCCCCCAGCUCUGCCAGUGGCGGCACCCCCAGGAGCUGCAGCAUCGGGGACGCGGAGCGCACUGCAAUGGAGGAGCGGGCUGCGAGUGGCGAGCGGCAGGCAGCAGGGGGGACGGAGAGCAUGGAUGGGCAGACGGCUUCCCCCUCCAAACAGCCUGCGUCGCCCAGCAAGCUGUCUCCCUCGCCAUCCCGAGCGGCCAACAGAAGGCGGAUUAAGCUGCGGGUGGAGGGCAGCCCAGUGGGGCGCACGGUGGAUCUGAGUGGCAUCGGCAGCUUCCAAUCGCUGUACGCCACGUGUGCAGCCAUGCUGCAGCUGCCUCUGCAGCAGCCCUCAGCAGGUGCCACGUGUCCCUGGCAGCUCACCUACACCGACGCUGACGGCGACACGCUGCUCGUUGGCGACGGGCCAUGGAGCAUUUUUCUGGAGCACGUGCAGACGCUUACAAUCAUGAAGGCUCCAAUCUUCGCUGAGCGUACAACCUCAGCCCACAUCCACUCGAAGCCGCGUUUCCCGGCGGCAUGCGCAGCGGCCAUGGCACGCUUUACGCCGCAGGACUUCUUCUUUAAGGAGGCGCGCCGCCUCGGCUACGUGGCACGCUCCGCGUUCAAGCUGCAGGAGGUGCAGCGGCGGCACGCGGUGAUCAAGAGGGGAGGCGCCGUGCUGGAUCUGGGGUGCUGCCCGGGGGCAUGGCUGCAGGUGGCAUGCCAGGCCCUGGGGCCCAUAGCUCAAGGCGGGUGUGUCAUUGGCGUCGACAUUCAGCGCACAUCAGUGCCGCAGCGGUGGUGUGACGGGCGGGUGCAGGUUAUCCAGGCAGACGCCUUCACCCUCUCUCCCCUCUUCCUGCUGCGCCUCCUCUCCUCCCUGCAG